Messenger RNA from Pelodiscus sinensis (Chinese soft-shelled turtle), 5256 nucleotides. Lineage: Eukaryota; Metazoa; Chordata; Testudines; Trionychidae. The record is from RefSeq and is a predicted model, not a curated record.
CCUCUCUUGGUUUGUUUUGCUCAGCCCGUUUCCCCCCUGCGUGUGUGGGAUGUUUUGUGACGGUAUCGGGCAACCCCCAGCUGCCUCUGAGCCGCGGCCAGGCUGCUCCAGUGCGGCCUGUCAGUGCUUCCGGAGCAAGCAGGGCUUAGGCCUCGCAAUGCCCAGGGCUCCCUGUCUGUGUGAAGCCUCCUUCCCAGGGUGCCUGCAGGCAGGCGAUGGCUCAGCUCUUCGAGGCGGCUGCUGUUCUUUCCACCACAGCGUGGCUGGCAGAACGCGCAGAGCCCUAGCUGCCUUGGGGUGGCCUGGUCCCAGGGCUCCUCACAUGGGGCAUGAUGGAGCGCUGUGAACAGGGCCUCAGACCAGUCUCCUCUCUCCAGGCCUGAGCCCAGAGAUUGGCAGAGAAGGAAAGCUCCCAGGUCUGUGCAGACACUAUGGCCUAGGCAUGAAUCAGGGUCAGAGACAGUAACCAGUGCCAAGCUCUUUUGACUUGCUUUGUUACAGGCACCAGUGAAGAAGCUGCUGGAGGCUGGAGCACAAGUUUUCAGAUUCUAGCAGCUCUGACUGUCAGCACUAGCUGGAAAGCCUGGAAUCCAAGCUCCAGGCAGAGAUUGAUGUCUGAGGUGCAUACGUUGACAAGCUGAACCAGACCCUGUGAAUCAGAUUUCAGGAUCUUGAUAUCCAUAAUGAGUAAUGAAGAAGAUGAAGAUAAAACUUACCUACAGGAAAUUAAACAAGAGGCACCGACACCUUCAACCUCCAGUGCAACACCUCCUAAGAAAAGAAGAAGAAUGUGCCAUUACAAUUCAAACUGGGAAAACCAAUUUUCUUGGGUUGUCAUGGAUCAUAACGACAAAGCUAAAGUCAGAUGUAAAUUGUGCAAUGCAUCCUUGAUUAUAGCGUAUGAUGGUGUUAAGGCAUUAACACAACACGCUAACUCUACUAAACAUGUGAAAAAUGUGCAGGCUGCUGCUGCUUUCCAGAGAAUGAGCUCCCUCUUCCUCAUCCAAGACAGUGCACAAAGUGAACAAGUAACUGUUGCGGAGUUGACUCACAUUUACCAUGGAGUGAAGCAUCACAUCUCUUUUCUUGCUCAAGACUGUAGCGUCAAAGUUAUGAAACAAGUACUUCAAGAUUCUGAAAUUGUCAAGAAAAUGACAGCUGGACGCACAAAAGCUUCUGCUGUUGUUAAUAACGUUUUGUAUCCUUUCUCAAUAGAGCUGCUUCUAAAUGAUUUAAAGAAUUGCAUGCCGUUUUCGGUUGCCACUGAUGCAUCUAACAAAGGAAAUCACAAAUUCUUUCCUGUGGCUGUACAGUAUUUUACCCCUCAAGAAGGACUAUGUUUCAAAAUCUUAGAUUUUUAUGAAAAUGCAUUUGAAGAUUCGCAGUCCAUAAAAGAUCAAUUGUGUCAUGUGCUGAAUGAAAAAGGACUAUCAUGGACAAAUGUUUCAGCAUAUGGAGUAUACAACUCUUCAAUGAAUUAUGGCGUAAACAAUUCAGUUUUUCAAAAGUUAGCCGAGCAAGAGAAUGAAAAUAUUAUUGCAGCUCACUGUAUUAAUCACAUUUUGCAUAACUGUGCCAAAUAUGCUUUGAAAGUUCUAUCUUUUGACAUUGAAAACUUAGUUUUAAAAGUGUUUGCAGAAUUUUCUAACUCAGCUGAAAAACCAGAAGAGUUGAAAGAUUUUUUUGAAUUUUGUGAGGUUGAGUUCCACGAAGUCAUGAGGAAUGUUCCAACUCGAUGGCUUAGUUUGUUUAAUGCAAUCAAGCAAUUGCUGUUGAAUUGGCGACCACUAAAAGCUUAUUUUCUUUCGCUUGGCUCUGAUGACUGCCAUGUGGCAAUAUGGAAUAUUAUUUCUGAUCAGGAAGACGAAAUGGCAAGUGAUGAACAACCAACUCUCUCUGAGCUGUAUCUUUAUUUCACUCACUAUUUCAUGUCACAAUUCCAAGAUACCUUGCUCAAAUUGGAAAACCAAUCAACACUUUCUUGUGACCUUUAUUUGAUCAUGGAAAAAUUCCGAAAUUCCUUGAGAAAAAAAAUUGAUGAUAAGUUUUUCGGCAUGAAAAUUACAUUCGCAUUGGGGAAGGACCAGUUACCAGUUCAUGUAGUCAAUAAAUUUACCUCUGAAGCACUGAAUGUGUACACAAGAGCCCUCAAAUAUCUGGAGAAGUGGUUUCCUUUUGAAAAUUCACCAUAUUGCGCUUUGAGUGCUUUGAGUUUGGCUAAUCGGGAGAAAUCUCCUUCUUUUGAUGAAAUAAUUCAAAUCUGGAUGAUGUCACCAUGGAAAAAAGAGCUCCCUCCAAAUUCUCUUUAUGAGGAAGUAUGUGCCUUGGACAUGAUGUUCACUUCCCUUGAGGGAACAACAUCUCUUGAUAAGUGGAAAUAUUUUUUCAGCAAAGAACCUGCUGCUUCAAAUUUAUUAAAACUGGUUCAAUAUUCUGUUUCAAUUCCUGUGUCAAAUGCCGGUGUGGAAAGAAUUUUUAGUGUCAUGGGUAAUCUAUGGACCGAUGAACGCAACAGAUUGAGUGUUGAGUCAGUAAGAAGCCAACUUUGUGUUUUUUUUAAUAUACCUUUCACUUGUUUGGAAGCAAAAGAUGAAUUUUUGAAAAAUAAAAAAUUGAUAAAUGCCGCACAAUCUAAUGUAAAAUAUACAAUGUAAUGUAGACUGUCAUUUGUAAACUUCCCAUAUCAUGUAUAUAUUUUUUUGGGUCGACAAAUUUUUAUCAAGUAUGUCCGGUAUUUUUGUUAAAACCAUCUGUCAACCUAAGUUCUCUGCUACUUUCCAAGGGACCAUUCAUAGCAACUAUCUGAGAGUACCUGGUACAACAGCCUCUGCCGCUGCUCAGAGCAGCCAGGUUCCUUACCUCUAUUCCUUUGGGCUUGGCAUAGGGGAGAGGAAGCAGAAUCCUGUUAAGACAUGAGCCUGCUGCCAUCCCAUCACUACUUCCUUCCUCUCCUUUCCUUGGCUGGGGGCCAUUCCUCUGCCUGCUGUUCCACAACUAGUACCCAGCCCUGUCAAUCACAGCAGGAGCCCUGGGACUGCGAAUAGCACAUGUGUGAACCCUGCAUGGCUGGGAUCAUCUAGUUUGGCCUCAGAGUUAACUACUGUUCUUGGGCUACGUCUAUACUGAAGCCUUCUUCUGCAAAAGCAUAUGCAAAUAAAGCGCAGAGUAGAAUAUAACCAUGCUUCAUUUGCAUAAUUAAUUAGCAACCGUUUUUGCACAAGAGGCUUUUUGUAGAUGGCUCCUUUUUCCGCAAAACCCCUCUCUUGCGCAAGAGCCAUUCUAGGACGGCCCCAUUCCAUGUGUGGUGGGGUGAGGAGGUGCCCUACAGGCUGACUGCUGGCUCUUGGCUCAGGUCUCCCAUCAGCAGGGAGAAGUUGUGAAUCUAGGUACGGAAGAGCCCUCCCCCUCUCCUCCCCCCACAGUUGAGCAGUGCUGGAUAGUGUAUGCCAGGCAGGGUGUAUAGUUCUAAACUUCCCGUUAGCUAAGAGAAAUCAUUCACUGCUGCACAAUGGGAGAUUGAGUGGAGGAGAUUUGGCAGCAGGUUCCUGGAAGAGGGAAAGGCAGGCUCCGGAUGGACCUGGCAGCUAUUGCCAGGCCCCCCCGGGGCCUGGAGAUUGUGAGUUCCUGGCCUUCUGGCCCAAGAGCAGCUUGGUGGGAUGGUCCAUAAAAGUGCCAGGCACUUCAAGUUUGAGGGCCUCAGGCCUCCCAUGCUUAGUCUAAGGGGAGGGGAGGGAGUACCCUGGCAACCAGGCUCUAUGCUCCUUCCCUGCUUCUCACAUACUGGUUCAUGUGCUACAGUCCACAAAUAUUCUCUAUUUAGGCCCUGGCUCUCCUGGUGGGUUUAGCAGUUCCUGCGACCUUGUGUCCCCAGCCCAUAGCCAUGCCCAGUUAGCAGGGUGGGAAAUGCCUGAGCAGGGAUCCUGCCUCCCUUUGCAAUGGACAGGACCUUGAUUUUCCCUGCAUGUCCUGCCCCACUAGUUUGUUCCAGCUGCUGGAUGGCAGGGAGGGGACAAGGUCCCUACGUACAGCACUGUCCUAUUCCUCCUGCUCAGCUCUUGGCAAUGGUCCUCUGUCCUCCCUGUGUGCGAGAACUCACCCCAGGGGCUGUGCCAUAGCUAUCCCCAAGAAGGGUGGGAACUCCUUCCUUGGGAAUUUCCCCAUGGCCUCUUUCUGUUCCCCACUUAAUAAUAGCCACAUACUGUGCCAGUUCUGAACUCUUGCCCAUGGGUCCUACUUGGGAAUUUUAAUUGACUCAUUGCCCCCUGUUGCUGCUGCCCCCCUUGGGAACAGCUCCAUGGAUAUCUGCUUUAUAUCUGUGAGUGUCUGUGGAUCAUUUUUGCAGGCGCAGAUGCAGAUACCAAUUUUGUACCUGUGCAGGGCUUUAAAUAUAAAUGCUGGUGUAUUUCCCUGCAUUCCCUGCACUAUGAGGUCAUCUGGAUUAGAAAGCCUACAUUUUUUAGUUGUGAAUCAUGCAAAAUAAUUCAACACAGAGAAUUUUUAAAAUGUACUGUUCACAACUCUUUCAUAGGAAUAUAAGACACAAAUUCUUUCAAUUAACUGGAAGAGAUUUUGCAUUAGAGAUUAUGUAUUUACUUGUAAACUUUGCAAUUUACGGAAUGUAUAAUAUGUCAAAGCAACUCUCAUCCUGUAUCCUAUUUUAGGUAACUGUAUAAAACGUCCCAUAAUCAGAAAUCUACUUUUCCACUCACACUUUAUUAUAUUUUGGAGUUAUCACUGUGGAGCACCCACAACUCUGAAGAAAAUAGCAGAUUCAUGAGAUGAUUUAAUAAUUGCAAUUAGGCAUGAUUCCAAACACCUGAUUUUCCUUUGCUGCUUUUAAUUGUUUGCUUGUUAUAGAGAGUGCUGCUUUUCUAUUUAAAUAAUUUUUCUUUCUGUUGUUAGCAGAUUUACAGGUUUCAGAAUAUUCUCUCUCCAAACUAUUUAUGAAAUAUAAGCAACAAUGGUAUAUGUUAAUACUAAGGAAACACUCUCCAUUGGUGAGUUAUGAAUAGUCUCAGCUAAAUUCAACUUUGUUUUAAUUUUAAUAUAACAUUUGUAAUUUCUUUACUUUGUAUUAGUGUAAAUGUUUUUAAAUGUAUGACCAAGGAAAAAAAAUAAACUGAUUAAAAGCAGACUCUGGCUUUAGUGCUGUUGGAAAUAAGCAGUUGCCUCAGUUUCCUGCUUCUGUUACCAUUUUUUGUUUUUUCUCAUUAGAUCAAUAUAUGGUUAUGUAUGGACAUUCCAAGAUGGGCUUUU